AUGUAUAUUGUGAAUGCAUCGAAAAUACUCAGGAUGUCCACGAUAUGGGAAUUUCUGAAGAGGCAUCGUGGUAAAUUAUUGAUGGGUGCUGUUGUCGCUGGUGGUGCAUUUGCUGUUGGGCAAAUUUUAUCGAAAUCAUUUAAUACAUACGGAAUGCAGAUAAUGGAACCAAGUUCCAUACGAGCCAAGAGACAAUAUAUUUAUGAUUCUCAUCAGCGUGCAUGUGAUGCUUCAGUUUUUGAUCUAAUUUCUUAUAUAGAGAAAAAAAUUGAAAGUCGCUUCGAUGUCAACAAAUUGGCUAGAAUGCUGAAGGAUGAUAGCAAUGAGUUCUCCUUUAAUGAGCGUAUCGAUAUUUGGCAGAAAAUUAAGGUUGAGACGUUUGCUCGUAUUAUCGCUGCUUCCUACUCACUUUCGCUUUUAACUGUUGCUAUAAAAUCUCAAAUGUCGAUAUUGGCUGCACAAAGCUGUUCGAAGCUGUGCGCAAAAAACAAAGCGGUUCCCUUUAUUUCUGGUUGCAUGGAAUAUUUGGGCUUAAAUGAAUCAUCUUCGUCCAUUACAUGUGGAGAAAUUGAUGCAAAUUCUCAGCAAAUUUUUAUCCAUUGUAUACAAUAUUUCACAAACCAUGGGAUAGAUCAGUUGAUGGAUUACGUUGAAUCAAUAUGUGAAAAAGAAUUGUCGAAGAUAGACUUGAAAAAAGAAUUUGAUCCAGUCGGAUUGAGCGAUUUAUUAUUGUUGAUUAAGCAAAGAAUCCAGUCGAUUGAUUGUCGGCAGUUUUCGUAUCUUAUUGUACCAAAAUUUGCUGAUCAGAAUGCUUUUGCAUUACCAAAUUCGAGGCAAUUAGGAGCUUUAUUAGGACGACUUGUUGAAAUGAUGGAGUCUUCAAAAUGCAGAGAAGUUACUUCAUCUUUUGUCGAUAUAUUUCACAGUUCUGCAAUAUCGGUUAAUUAUUUAGUUAAUUUUUUAUUUUGUUUAAUGACUACUUCGUAA
This is a messenger RNA of Dracunculus medinensis (Guinea worm), 987 nucleotides long. The record is from the annotation of a GenBank genome assembly. NCBI's taxonomy places the organism in Eukaryota, Metazoa, Nematoda, Chromadorea, Rhabditida, Dracunculidae.